CUUCUUCGACGAUCCGUAUUUGGUCAACGCUACUUCCGUUUAGCGGCGUUGUGUUGUUGUCAUGGCGGCGGUUCAAACUGUGGACGAGCUGGGAUCGAUAUUUAAAAUGUUAACAAUGAGCUAAUUAAAGUUAAAUUAAACACCAGUAUACACCAGUAUAAUUCAGAUACAAACUUAAAAAAAAAAGUUAAAAAAAUGGUCGAAUGGAUGAUUUUGGGAUUGACUUGAUGUUAGCACACUUCAAUUCAAAAGCGCAGCUAGGUGGCUAAUGCUGACUCUCACUAUUGAGCAAAUUAUUAGUCAGUUAUUAGUCAGUUAUUAGUUAGUUGUUAAGUUAGUUUGACCGAGCUUGUGUUCGCUGCAAUGACUGCGCAGUUCGUGCAGAGUGGGCCCGCACUUUCCGCAGGACAGCAGACACGGAGAAGAGACUGGGUUGUUUUAGGUUCAACCCGAAACCUUCACAACGAGAUGGCCCAAACCAAGCUGUUGUUCAACGAAGCCAUCCCUGCACAUGCCAGCAACCGAGCCACGCGUGUGCGCCCGCCAGCCCCCAUUGUGAUCGAGAGGCUGCUGCCGCUGUACGAGGGGCGUGAGGAUGGGGACAGCGGCAGGAGCUCCGUCAGCUUCACCACUCUCUCUGAGGAGAGACUGCAGGCUGCGGUUCAGCUGGCCAAGCGAGAUCUGAGACGAAGGCGCCUCGAGUCGCUGACAAAAUCCCCCGCCAGACCCUCUCAGGACGCCUCCCUCCUCGAAAUAAGUGACGUAGAGCUGCUCCAGGAGCUCGCAGCCACUCCGAAUAAGACCAAGUUAAAAGCCUCCAGUCCAAAAGGUAAAGGGGCCAAACUGUCGGUGCACACAUCCAGGAAGCAUCCCAUUUCUUUCAUGCCCCGGAGUAGCCGAUCCCCCCCGACCAGAGACCCUGGCCCAAAGCAGGUGGAAGGAGGCAAACGGGCUCCUUUAAGCCAAGAGAUCCACAAGCUGCAAAAUGAGCUGGAAGUGUAUAUUCAGAAAGUAGAAGAACUAGUUAAGAGAGGAGAGAAAGUCGAGGAGCCACUGGAGCCCGAAGAGCAAAACAAGUUGGAGAUACGCAGACAGAAGCAGGCAGCCCGCUCAGCACGUAUAAUCUACGCUCUCCAACGACAGGUAAAAGAGAUACAAGAAGAUGUAGAGAAACUACGAAGCCAAAAAAUGUGGGACACAAAAAAGUCCAUGGCAAUAAACAGGCUUGCGGCGGCCCACCGCGGGGCACUCCGGGCUUUACAGGUUGUUAUCCACCAGCUGUCAGAUCUAUCUAAUGUCAAGGUACCCCCUUAUCACAAAGAGCUGGGCCAGCUGAUUCGCCAGCUCUCUUUGUGCUCAGCGAAGGUCGAAGUAGAACAGGGUUCAGCUGUGCCUGAGACGGCCCUCGACAUCCUGCAGAAACUCGAGACUUUGGAUUCUGCCCUCAGUAAACAAGAGAUGCUCGAAAAGAUGCAGGCCCAAGCAUGUCCUCCUCACAGGAAGCCUCCUCAUCGCAGCAUGUCACCCACUAGCGUACCCAAGGGUCCCAGCACCUCAUCUGUUCGAGGACCUCGCAGGCCAGCAAAUCCCAAAAGAGGUGUCCGUGGUAGGAGAAUGGCCUCACAGAAGCCCCAAACUACUUCUCACCAGCCCUUAAACAGAAGAGAGGUGCUCAGGGCUGGCCUGGAGAGCCUUGCCCAACAGAGGGAGCUGAGAGAGCUGCAGGGACGAGCUCAGACAAACACCACCAGCAGAAGAGGAGGAGGGGCUCUGCGGUCUGAGAGAAGCAGGGCUGACAUUAUAAUGAAGCGUAAUCAGAUACAAGACGCAGGUUUCCGGCAGCCGACAGUCUCCUCUCAGCUCAGAGUGAACCAGAUGCCUCAAAAAGAGCACUCUGUGCCCUGGAUACCUACAUCUCCUCACUCUCCUCCUCCACAGCGAUCCCCUCAAAGGAGAAGACCAGAGCCACGAUGCCUCUUCUCACCACUGAGGCGCUCACCCAGCCCUUCAAAGCAGAAGGUGGCUGGGGGUUUGGGAGCAGAGCAGCCGGCUUUGAACUCAGAAAAGAAGAAACAAGCUCAGAAUGAAGCAUUAAGGAAUGCCUGGCUGGAUAAGAUGACAAUGCAGAGAAUGAAAGAGCUCAACCAGUUGAGCAAAGAAGAGGUUGAACGCAUUCAGACAUUAAGGUCUGAAGUUGUCUCGCCAACUCAGUGGGCUGAGAGAGCUGAGCAGAAGGCCAGAGAGAGAAUUCAGCCUCUUCUGGAUGAAGCCGAGCAGAUUGGUGAGUCCAGGAACAGGAUUAUCUCUUCUUUGAGGAAUCGGCUGUCUGAGCAGGCUGCAGAGAGGGCAGCAGAGAGUGCUGAGCAGCUGAGUGAGUCCCUGCUGGAGGAUCUGUUGGAGGACACUGCACGGGCGGCGUGGGCGGCUGAGACAGACAGACAGUUGGAGGGCAUGGCUGAGUCUAGGCUGCAGGCCCCCACCCUGGAGAGUAUGCUGCUUCGUAUGGAGGAGAUACAGAAAGAUCAGGAGGAAGUGAGGAGACGGUUUGCUUCUAUCACCUAUUCAGACCCUCUUUACUGGGACCGACCAGGAGCAGCAGGACCCCAGUGCCAUACUCUGGGCUCCAGGCCAGCCUCUCUUCAGCCAAUUAGGCUCACUAGGCCAGUGCUAAGGCAGAGCUGUGCAGCUGAUAUUGUCCUAGAGAAACCCGUGGAGACUGGACCCAGCAUCCUCUCUGAGAACAGCCUGAUGGAGGAAGCAUCCCAAGAUGAACAGCAGCUGAGACCCACCACCGUGUUCCCAGGCCCAGUAGAGCAAAGCAGGGGGACCGCUAUCUCCGUGCCAGGCAGCAUGCUGAGAAACAUCCGUCGGUACCGGGAAGAUUACGAGACCUACCUGCGCGCUGUGGCUCACGAGGCUGUCGGCAGCUUCAACCCCUGGGCCAUCGCAGACAGCCUGGCAGAGGAGUUGCUGUCGGAGGCUCUGGCUGACGUGGCUGCAGAGUUUCAGGACGUUGUGGAGGAAUACGCCGAGGCUGUCUUCACCUCCGAGUUUCUUCAGCCAAUCCAGUCACCUCCCGCUUCAGCUGCGGCUUUGGUCAGCCAAUAGCAUUUUACAGCACCGUGGAUGCAGGAGUUUCUUACAAAUUGCUAUACUGUGUAUUUAUUUUGGCAGAAAAUCUGCAUUUUUUUGGCAGAUUAAAAUAUAAAGAAUUUAGGAUCAUUGUGUCGACCAAGGACUGAGAUUAUCUGCUAUUUUGUGUAGUUUCAUGUGUGUACUUUUUUUUUAGUGUACAAAGAUCUGUACAUUAAGAGAUGUUUAUAGAUCACUACUUUGAUGUGACAACAUAUGACUUUAUUUAAUUAUGAUUGUAGAUAUUUUUUUAAUGAAGCUGCAGAGAUUGUUGAAUUGCACAGGGAGCAUUAGUCACAUUACUUUUUGUGGUCCAUCUGUAUCUAUGACUGAAUUCUACUGGGAAAGUUAGUUUAGUUUAGAUAAGCUUGGAGAGACCAUUACGACAUUACAGAGGAUUAUAAGAUUACCACCCUCCCUUUGCACUUGGUUUAAACCUCCCUGAGGAUUACUCACACUUUCUAUUUUCAUGUUGGAAUAUGGAAAUAAAUUAAUUACAUACGGUCUCCACCAAAAUGAUGCAGGACGCCAAGGGCAUCGUGUGUUUAAUCUAUUGUAACUCGAUUUCCUCUUCUGCUUUAAUGUCAAAAUAAAGGGUCUAAAGGCAGCAAAAGGCUUUUUUUUCACCUCACUGGUUGAUGUGUUAUCGCAGUAGCGUGCCAGCCACAGGAGAAGAAAGAGUCAAAAAGUCUUCUUUUUAGAAUUUUAAAUGUGUUUAGAACCACUUUAUAAGUAUAUUUUCUUUCUUUUUGUUUAUUUUUCCACAGAGCCAAAUAAAAUAUGAUUACUAGUUUAAAUUCUGUUGCUACAGACCAACUGUAUCCUGCAUAAUAAUGGUGUAAAGUGUCAAUUCUGAAUGCAAAAUAAGCAGGACGGACUUGACAGACCAAAAAAACUGUCUGAGUCCCUUGAGAACAACAUGAAAGCCAUGCAGACACAGCAGAGGGGACACAUCCAGAUGUUGCGCUGGCCUGUGGGGACCAGCCUUUGACAGGGGACAUACAGUGACUGAAUGAAUUAGCUCACGUUGAAUCAGCUGCCCCUAUUUUCUCUCAGGCUGGAUUCUGCGUGGGCGUCUGAAUACGUGCAGGAUUUCACAGGCUCGAGCUUGGUGCACAUUUCUUCUUUUCAACCGAGGACAAACAGAGAUGGGUGGGCUCAAAGCGAACGGACUGACAUAAAGAGCUGAGGUUGUACUGACACUGGGGAACGGGAGAGGGGAAACACAUUAAAUGAUUC
Molecule: messenger RNA, 4371 nt
Organism: Morone saxatilis (striped sea-bass)
Lineage: Eukaryota; Metazoa; Chordata; Actinopteri; Moronidae
Product: KIAA0753 ortholog
Exons: 18
Coding region: 364-3108 (914 amino acids)
Biological process (GO): protein localization to centrosome; centriole replication
Cellular component (GO): centriolar satellite
Source: RefSeq, a predicted model, not a curated record